UUGAGUAUUCUAGGGUUUGCGACUCUUCGCACCGGGCGCCAACCCUUUCGAGGCUGAGGAGGCAGGAUCGGGACCCGUUUCGCCGUUUUCUUCUCUCUUGUAAUAAGAAGUCGACUUGCUUCUUCGUUACCUCUCCAAGUCAAAAUGGCUACGGUUCCUGGACCACUUAUCUGGGAGAUUGUGAAGAGAAACAAUGCUUUUCUUGUCAGGCAGUUCGGUAAUGGCAAUGCCGCCGUGCAGUUCAGCAGAGAGUCCAACAAUCUCUACAAUGUGAAUUCCUACAAGCACUCUGGUCUGGCGAACAAGAAGACGGUGUCUAUUCAGCCAGGAGGGAAGGACCUCUCUGUUGUUCUUGCGACAACUAAGACAAGGAAGCAAAACAAACCUGGUAAUCUGUAUCACAAAUCAGUCAUGAAGAAGGAGUUCCGUAAGAUGGCAAAGGCAGUCAUGAACCAGGUGACCGAAAACUACUACAGGCCAGACUUAACCAAAGCAGCUCUUGCCAGGCUCAGUGCUGUACACCGCAGUCUCAAGGUUGCCAAGUCUGGUGCAAAGAAGAGGAACAGGCAGGCUGUUAAAGUAAAAUACUAGGUUUCUGGAUGGUUGGUUCUGCAACUAUUUGUUUUUGUUCUGAAGAGUUUUGUUGAAGACCCCGCAAAUAGAAUCAUGAGACCAUUUAAUUAUUUUACCAAGUUUCGUUUUGAGAUGCCUUACUCGCUUUGGCGCACAUUUUGAGUAUUAGAUGAUUUUAGGCCCUCCAGUCGUUUAUCAAUAUCGAUCUCAUCAUUUGGUGAGGGGAAUGUUAUGCCUUUCAUUUGGUGUAAUAUCAUCAGAAAUGAAUGUGCGUUAUACUG
Messenger RNA from Phoenix dactylifera (date palm), 854 nucleotides. RefSeq names its product large ribosomal subunit protein eL28y-like. Lineage: Eukaryota; Viridiplantae; Streptophyta; Magnoliopsida; Arecales; Arecaceae. The record is from RefSeq and is a predicted model, not a curated record. Gene Ontology annotation, cellular component: ribosome. Gene Ontology annotation, molecular function: structural constituent of ribosome. Gene Ontology annotation, biological process: translation.